AGCACAGCUCCUCCCCAUUCUGCCCUCCACUUCCUCUUGUGCUGGAGGUCUGGAUCAUAAUUUGCUAUGAAAGCAGCGCAGCAGCUCAUGAAGGUGUUUGUGACAAGGAGGAUACCACCAGAGGGGCAGAAACUGCUGUCUCAAGCUGAAAUCGAUGUCCAGCAAUGGGAUUCAGACGACCCUAUACCCAGAGCAGAGUUGCUGAAAGGAGUCACUGGAGCACAUGGGAUAUUUUGCCUAUUAUCAGAAAAGAUUGAUAAAGAGGUUCUAGAUACAGCUGGUUCUAAUCUUAAAGUCAUCAGCACAUUAUCCGUCGGAUUUGAUCAUUUAGCUUUGGAUGAGAUUAAAAAGCGUGGAAUCAGAGUGGGCUACACACCAGAUGUUUUGACAGAUGCCACAGCUGAGCUUACAGUAGCCUUAUUACUAACCACCUGCCGUCGUCUACCAGAAGCAGUGGAAGAAGUUAAGAAUGGAGGAUGGAAGACUUGGGCGCCAAUGUGGCUGUGCGGCUAUGGUCUGUCCAACAGCACAGUAGGAGUGAUUGGGCUGGGGAGAAUUGGAAUGGCUAUCGCCCGUCGCCUUAAACCAUUUGGGGUGAAAAGGUUUCUAUAUACAGGACGUCAGCCCAGACCCCAAAGUGCUGCUGAACUUGAAGCUGAAUAUGUGUCUGUGGAAAAACUGGCAGAAGAGUCUGAUUUUGUCAUUGUGUCGUGUUCUUUAACACCUGAAACUGAAGGUCUCUGCAACAAAAAUGUAUUUAAAAAAAUGAAAAAAACUGCUGUUUUUAUCAACACAAGCAGGGGAUCUGUGGUAAAUCAGGAGGAUCUUUACCAGGCAUUGGUCAGUGGACAGAUUUCAGCUGCUGGUUUGGAUGUCACAACACCAGAACCUCUUCCCACAAACCAUCCUUUGCUCAGCUUGAAAAAUUGUGUGAUUUUACCUCAUAUCGGAAGUGCCACCUAUGCAACCAGGAACACCAUGUCUGUUUUGGCUGUAACCAACCUGUUGAAAGGUCUGACUGGAGAGCCAAUGCCAAGCGAACUUAAAAUGUGAAGCUAAACUCAAAAAGCUUUUAAGUGCUGCAACAAAUACUUGGGGAUUUUUAUUUUGUUGAAGAACAUUCACUAAAAUUCACUUCUGUAACAGUUUCUGGAAAAAUAAAAUGAAACAAUUAAACAGGAAUAACAAUA
Bombina bombina (fire-bellied toad) is the source of this 1190-nucleotide messenger RNA. RefSeq names its product glyoxylate and hydroxypyruvate reductase (gene GRHPR). Gene Ontology annotation, molecular function: NAD binding; hydroxypyruvate reductase (NADH) activity; glyoxylate reductase (NADPH) activity. Bases 67 to 1053 code for a protein of 328 amino acids. Gene Ontology annotation, cellular component: cytosol. NCBI's taxonomy places the organism in Eukaryota, Metazoa, Chordata, Amphibia, Anura, Bombinatoridae. The transcript has 9 exons. The record is from RefSeq and is a predicted model, not a curated record.